This is a messenger RNA of Sceloporus undulatus (fence lizard), 4780 nucleotides long. RefSeq names its product integrin subunit beta 8 (gene ITGB8). Gene Ontology annotation, molecular function: integrin binding. The coding region runs from base 91 to 2508 and encodes 805 amino acids. NCBI's taxonomy places the organism in Eukaryota, Metazoa, Chordata, Lepidosauria, Squamata, Phrynosomatidae. Gene Ontology annotation, cellular component: focal adhesion; cell surface; integrin complex. The record is from RefSeq and is a predicted model, not a curated record. The transcript has 14 exons. Gene Ontology annotation, biological process: cell migration; cell adhesion mediated by integrin; integrin-mediated signaling pathway.
AGGAGCCCGCCGCCGUCUCGCCUCUGGCUGCUGCUGCUGCUGCUGCUUCCCUGGCCGCCCCGCUGGGGGCCCGGGGCAGGAGAGGGGGGCAUGCUGGCCCUGACAUGCGGAGGCGCUGCUCCCGGGGCUCCUCCUCCUCCUCCUCCUCUCUUGGUUACCUGCGCCUCUCCUCCUGCUCCUCCUCCUCCUGCUCCAGACGGCGGGGUCUUCUUCUCCGUCUCGCCCGGUUUGGGGCGUCUGCUUGGCGCGAUGUGGAUCCCGCUCCUGGCUGCUCUGUCCCUCGGGCUGCUCUCCGUCCAGAAAUGCCAGCGGGGUCCUUCUGCUUCGGCCUUGGGGGUCGCCCGGGUCCUCGCAGCCGUGGGCACGGGGUGGUGCCAACGCCCAGAAAACAGAUGUGCCACCUCAAAUGCAGUAACGUGUGCCACCUGCCUUGCUCUGGGCCCAGAAUGUGGAUGGUGCAGUCAAGAGGAUUUCAUGACUGGAACAAAGCGGAAAGAACGAUGUGACAUAGUUCUUCAUUUAAUUAAAAGAGGCUGCAGGGCAGAUUUUAUAGAAAGUCCCAAAGUUGAUGUAAGAGUAUCCAGUAAUGAAGUUAAUACACAAGUGACACCAGGAGAAAUUUCCAUUCAGCUCCGUCCAGGAUCUGAAGCAAGUUUUAUGUUGAAAGUCCACCCACUGGAAAAGUACCCUGUGGAUCUCUAUUAUUUAGUCGAUGUGUCUGCAUCAAUGCACAAAAACAUAGAAAAAUUAAACUCUGUUGGAUCUGAUUUAUCUCAAAAGAUGAAAAAUAUUUCCAUUGAUUUACAACUUGGGUUUGGAUCUUAUGUAGAUAAGACAGUUUCACCUUAUAUUAGCAUUCAUCCAGGCAGAAUACAUAAUCAGUGCAGUGAUUAUGAUCUAGAUUGCAUGCCUCCACAUGGUUAUAUCCAUGUCUUAUCACUGACUGACAAAAUAGCAGAAUUCAGAAGUGCAAUUAAUAAACAAAAGAUAUCUGGAAAUAUUGAUACACCUGAAGGAGGAUUUGAUGCUAUGCUUCAGGCUGCUGUGUGCCAGAGCCAAAUUGGUUGGCGCAAGGAAGCAAAACGUCUACUCCUCAUGAUGACAGACCAGACGUCUCACCUGGCUCUCGACAGUAAAUUAUCAGGAAUAGUAAUUCCUAAUGAUGGAAAUUGUCAUUUGAAAGAUAAUGUGUACGUCAAAGCAACCAGUAUGGAGCAUCCAUCACUUGGUCAACUUGCUGAAAAGCUCAUAGACAACAACAUUAAUGUAAUCUUUGCCGUGCAAGGAAACCAAUUUCACUGGUAUAAGGACCUUUUGCCUCUGCUUCCUGGCACUGUUGCAAGACAGAUAGACUCACAAGCAGCAAAUCUUGGUGAUCUGGUGGUAGAUGCCUACAAGAAGUUUGUUUCAGAAGUGAAAAUUCAGGUGGAUAACACAGACCAAGACAUAAAUGUCAAAGUUACUGCAUUCUGUCCUGAUGGAAAUAUAAGAACAGGCUUAGAGGGAUGCAAAAAUGUGAAAUCCAGAGCUGAAGUGUUUUUUAAUGUCACCAUUGCCAUGAAGGAAUGUGGAACCAGUGACAGAAGAAAAUACGUGAUGCUAAAACCCCUUGGUUUCAAUGAAUCUACCAGAGUUAAUAUACACAAAAGAUGUGCUUGCCAUUGUGAGGACAAAAGGAUAUGUGUCGAUGAAAUGUCUCAAGAUUCUCAAACUUCCUACUGCAAGGGCAGUAUCUGUGAUUCCAGUGCUGAAUUCUCUUCUGAGCAGUGCAAGAUGCAAGGGGACCAUCUAAUCUGCAGUGGUCAAGGAGAGUGUGUAGGUGGAAAAUGCAUUUGUCACAAAACCAAACUUGGCACAAUAUAUGGUAAAUACUGUGAAAAAGAUGAUUUUUCCUGCCCAUAUUACAGUGGAAGCUUGUGUGCUGGCAAUGGUGAAUGUGAAGCUGGCAAGUGCAAAUGUGUUGGUGCCUGGGAAGGUGAUCGUUGCCAGUGUCCAUUGUCAUUACAAAAGAACUGCAUGAAUUCAAAUGGCCAGAUCUGCAGUGGAAGAGGAACUUGUGUGUGUGGAAGAUGCAAAUGCACUGAUCCCAGCAGUUUUGGCCGUUUAUGUGAAUUUUGCCCUGCUUGCAGAACAACUUGCAGUGACAAGCGGACCUGUGUGCCUUGUCAUUCCAACUCAUCUCAAAUUACACUUGACCAGUGCAAAACCUCAUGUGCUUACAGGGUGCAUCAUACAGAACAAUCUUUAGGAUGCAUCUCUGAUGAUCCAAGCCACUUCAGAAUAUUUUUCAUAAUCUUUAUUGUUACCUUUCUGAUUGGCUUGCUGAAUGUCCUUAUAAUUCGUCAGGUAAUUCUGCAGUGGAACAAUAAUAAAAUUAAGUCUUCUGCUGAUUACAGAGUGUCUUCAGCUAAAAAGGACAAAACGUUCUUGCCUACUGUUUGUACAAAAACAGUAACCUACAGACGUGAUAACCCUGAAGAAAUAAACAUCCACCACAGCAAAUUAUAAGUAAACGAAACUUUCCAAUGCAAUUCCUGAAGGCAAGACAGCUUUCUUCAGAGCUUUUGUUUCAACAGAACCUCAUUUGAAAGUUCUUGCAUGAUACUUGGGAGAUUCAUGGUAUUGAAUACUGUAAUGAAAAACUGACCUGGAAACCUCAUUGCACAACGUAGCUAGGUUUCAAGUAGAGCUGCUCUGUCUUGAAAAACAAAUGUGCAUUAACUACUGAUUAACAUAAUUAAACCAAUUAGACCAAUUCUGAGAUAUUUGGAUUGGGAACCUAUUCAAUCCCUUUUGACAUCAAUAGGAUAAAAUUGGCUUAAAUCUGAUUAUGUUCUGGCACAAAGUAGGCUUUAUUUCAGUUUGUGACACCACUCUGUAUUGUAGCACUUUAACAUAAUAUAACUUAUUUAGUUGUGGCAUAAAAUGUUAUUCUAAACUGGCUUGACAAAAAAAAAAAAAAGCACUGAUCUCACUUUAGAUGUAGCUAACACAGAUUUGGUCUAUGGUAAGGUUUUCCAAACUGUGUUUUAAAAAAUGUAGCUGGUACAAAUGGGUGACAAGUCAGUGCUUACUCCUGUUCUGAAUGUUUGCAGCAAUCAGAGCCAAGAAGAACAAUAUGGGAAGCAAUACAACAUUGGGAAUCAAAAAGUCUGCCAAAAAGUUGAUAAGUCCUUAUGAUCCCCACUAGUCCCAGCACUGAUGAUCCAGACCUAAAUGUUCUAUAUUGCACUAAUUUUGGAGGAGGCUGUGAACAAAUAGGCUUGCAUUCAGCCUACUCAAAAGACACUAAGGCCACAAUCCAAAACAUGCUUUAUCUGAAGCAAUCAUUAUUGAUAUAUAUGAGACCAACCUCUACAGAAACUUGGAUUGCAAAUAUUCAGAGACUGGGGCAUGGGACAUUGUUUUUCCUAUGCACCCCUUGGUAGGGAAAUUCACAUCCUGAAGAACUGGUGCUCUGUGUAAAAAAAAACAAAUCAUGUGAUCACAUUAACUGUGGUAUAUUUUGGAGAAUAUUAGAUAAAAUUACAAGCACACAAAGCACAUUUUAAUGAAUCUCUAAUAUUUAUUGACUGCUACAAGCUCAUUAUUUCAGUCUUUCUAGAAUUGGAUAUAGGCUUUUUUUGUAGAAUACUGGAAUAAAUAGAAGGUCACUACUACUGGAGGAUUUUUUUUUAAGUUAGAAUUUUGUAAUAGUUUCUAGUUAUGUAGGAAUAAAUUCAAUUUGAUCCAGAGAAUAUAUUAAAAUACCAAUUGCAUAGUUAAAAGAGCAUUCUGGUGCAUCAAACCCCUUCCAGGCUCCUAUUGCUAUGUCAAAAAUCAGGCAGGAGUGGCAUAUGUUGCUCUUCCUCCACUAAGGGCAGUGGGACGAACAUCAUUGUGCUCCCAUGUUGAGGACCGUGACUGAAGUCUGAGAAGGCUUUCGAUUCCCCAGAUCUAAGCCUCCCCUGCUUGACUUACACCAGUCCUUUGAACCUUACCUUUCCUCAUUCUUUAUUGUUGGAGAAGUGAGGAGUGUGCAUCAUGGAGGAUCUGUGACUGUUUCCUUCUCAUGUUGGAGUUCCACUUUGGACUUCAUGAGGAUUUCCACUCUAGCCCUGUUAGUGCAAAAUAACUCUGUGGUGGCAAGUGUAUGAGAAGAUGUUGAUGAGGCAGGAGAUCAAGAGAGUGACAUGUUAGCACAGAGAUGUCAUCAAAUGAAGUAUUCUCUGCCCACCAAAAUUUAAAGCUUGUCCCAUUGAACUGAAUAGGGCAUACAACUGAGUAAACAUAUACAAGAAUGCACUGUUGUUUUAAGACUCUUUCCUGGUACUUGGGGGUAUAGAGCUUGAAUCCUCAUUCUGCAAUGCUGUUGAAUGUUCUGUGAACACCUUUGCUGCAGUCAUGGAGAUUCUCACAGCACUGGAGUGAAUGGGACAACUUGGGCCUCUGGAACUGUGCAUUGUGACCCUGUGGAUCUUUGAGUUAUGUUAAAGAAUUAUUUAUUUUUGUAUGCUUUGGAAAUGCUUUGGAAAUAUGUUCCACUGAGGCUACAGUGCUGAAACUGCACAAUCGUAGCACUUUUAGGAUUAAAAUGUAUAAUGUUUUUUGAAAAAUUCACAACCUGACUUACAGAAACAACCAAAUUAUUUAUAUGUUUUUAUUACAUUUCUUUCUUUUUUUCCCCUGUCUGGCUUUACUCACUGCUAAAUGAAGGUACAAAAUUUAUGUCAAAAUAUUUAAGUUAAGUAUCAAUAGCAAUAUUGUGUUCGCUAUAGCAUCUUCAUACAAAUGUAACAGA